This is a messenger RNA of Phycomyces blakesleeanus NRRL 1555(-), 792 nucleotides long. RefSeq lists its product as hypothetical. Bases 1 to 792 code for a protein of 263 amino acids. Lineage: Eukaryota; Fungi; Mucoromycota; Mucoromycetes; Mucorales; Phycomycetaceae. The transcript is spliced from 7 exons. The record is from RefSeq and is a predicted model, not a curated record.
AUGACUCAUUUAUCGAAUAGUCUUUUGAAGAAUCUUUGUCCUUUCGUUUGUCCAUCAGACAGUCAGUUCAUUCGUUCAUUUGUAGGCUCGUACAAUCGUACACUUGUACAUUCAAUGUUUGUCUUCUUUUUGUUCUUCUUAUUAAAAGCAGGACAUGUAAACUUGGUUUGCUUUGUUCCCAUCUAUGGACUAGCAGUAAUAGAGCUACAAAUCAUGUCGAGUUAUUUGUGUAACUGUGAAUUAGUUGUAUUUCUCAAAAGCCGUUUGGCAGACAGCUGUUGUGUUGUAGAGAAAGCUUCAUGCUUUAAGUGUGCAAAAUGUAUUGCUUAUUCUGCAGCCCAGAGAUGGGUCAUACGGUAUUUUGAAGAUCAUAAAAGCAUUUUCGAAGCGAAGAAACCAGGUCGUCCUUUAAGAAAAGCAACGAGGAAAAGAUUCAGAAAAGAUAUGACUGGGUUCAGGAGUGGCAGCAAACUGACCUGGACUUUUAUUACAAAAUGUGUCUUUUCUGAUGAAUCCGCAUUUCAUAUCAAUUUGAAGCAAAGUAUGGUUUGGCUAAAGAAGGGUGCUCCUGCAAUAGUUACUAUGCCUACAACUAAAACGUAUCCAAGAUCUAUUUUAGGUGAAAUAUCCGCAAAUGGCUUAAUUAAUCUUAGUUUAAGAGUUCCAAGACCCAUCACAAAGAGAAAGCCUGGACGUGCUGAUGAUGCCCAUAACAUGGGAAAAGUGGCAGAUGUUUUGACAAGUGUCUUAACACAGAAAAGUUAUAAAAUGCGAAGUACAGAAAAAUAUUGA